GUCUGAAAUUGAGGACUUGUUUACGCGUCAACAUUCAUCACAAGGAGAUGGAAGUGAAGUUGAAAGUGAAUCUGAAAACUUGUUAUCACAAAUGGCUGUCAAAAUGAGAAGCAAGUAUAAAAAAUAUUUUGGAUCAGUAGAUGAUUGCAAUCAGUUAUUGUUGGUAGCUUUAGUCUUGGAUCCAAGAUAUAAGCUGUUAAACUUUCAAAGAAUAUGCGAAAAGAUGCUGAAGUUAGGUGAUAAAAUGGUGGAAAAAAAAGUUGAAGAAGUCAAGGACUUACUUACCAGUUUAGUUGAUGCAUACGCUUCAGCAUUUGGUACUCAAAAAGGCAGCAAAGUGCAAGAACAAACUCCUGAUAAUCAUUGUAGCAGCUAUCAUUCGAGUGGUGUAAGUGGAAAAAUGGCUGAACUUCUUGAGGAUUGGGAUAGAGAAUUGGAAAAGGGUGAUACAAUUAUUGUAGGUAGUGAAGUAGAUAGGUAUCUACUUGAUCCCAUAGAAAAGCCUCCUAAAGGGACUGACUUUGAGAUAUUGACUUGGUGGAAGAUUAACGGAAGCAAGUACCCUAAUCUGCAAUUAGUGGCUAAGGAUGUGUUAGCAAUUCAAGUCUCCACAGUCGCAUCUGAAUCUUCCUUCAGUACUGGAAAGAGGGUGAUUGAUCCACACCGGAGUUCAUUAACUCCCAGAACUGUGGAGGCUUUAAUUUGCCUCCAAAAUUGGCUAAAAUCCAAUAGUAUUCAAGGCUUGGAGUACACUCCGACACCCGAGGAAAUGUUGUGGCUUGAAAUGGUAGAGAAAGGUAUGUUUGAGUAACUGACUUUGUGAUACACACACUUUACUUUGUUAUUUAUUAUUCUGAACUCUAAAUCGUAUUUAUU
This is a messenger RNA of Cuscuta europaea, 876 nucleotides long. Lineage: Eukaryota; Viridiplantae; Streptophyta; Magnoliopsida; Solanales; Convolvulaceae. The record is from the annotation of a GenBank genome assembly.